ACUUUGCACAGCCAUCUCUCUAUUUUUCCUUUUUCUGUCCAUGGCGGCAGCAGGGGCAAUGCCCGGUGGCCUUCUCCUCACGUUCCUCCUCCUUGCUGUCGUCGCUUCCGGCGCCUACAAUGGCGCCGGCGAGCCGCCGGUCAGCCGGAGAAGCUUCCCCAAGGGGUUCAUCUUCGGGACAGCCUCGUCGUCGUAUCAGUACGAGGGUGGCGCAGCGGAGGGCGGCAGAGGACCAAGCAUCUGGGACACCUUCACACAUCAGCACCCAGAGAAAAUCGCCGACAGAAGCAACGGGGAUGUGGCUUCGGAUUCCUACCAUCUCUACAAGGAAGAUGUGCGCCUCAUGAAGGAUAUGGGAAUGGAUGCAUACAGGUUCUCCAUCUCAUGGACAAGAAUCCUUCCAAAUGGAAGUCUGAGGGGUGGAGUCAACAAAGAAGGCAUAAAGUACUACAAUAAUUUGAUCAAUGAGCUAUUAUCGAAAGGGGUGCAACCGUUUAUUACCCUUUUCCACUGGGACUCACCUCAGGCGUUGGAAGAUAAAUAUAAUGGAUUUCUUAGCCCUAAUAUCAUAAAUGACUUUAAGGACUAUGCUGAAAUCUGCUUCAAGGAGUUUGGUGACAGAGUGAAAAAUUGGAUCACCUUCAAUGAGCCUUGGACUUUCUGCUCUAAUGGCUAUGCAACUGGCCUGUUUGCACCAGGCCGUUGUUCGCCCUGGGAGAAGGGAAAUUGCAGUGUUGGAGAUUCAGGAAGGGAGCCUUACACUGCAUGCCAUCAUCAACUACUUGCCCACGCGGAAACUGUUCGGUUGUACAAAGCGAAAUAUCAGGCCUUACAAAAAGGGAAGAUUGGAAUAACUCUGGUCUCGCACUGGUUUGUUCCCUUCUCCCGCUCCAAAUCCAACGAUGAUGCUGCAAAGCGUGCUAUAGACUUCAUGUUUGGAUGGUUUAUGGAUCCCCUCAUUAGAGGCGACUACCCCCUAAGCAUGAGAGGAUUGGUUGGGAAUCGCUUGCCACAGUUCACUAAAGAACAGUCUAAGUUGGUCAAGGGUGCAUUUGACUUUAUUGGACUUAACUACUACACUGCGAACUAUGCUGAUAACCUUCCUCCAUCAAAUGGCCUUAACAACAGCUAUACCACCGAUUCUCGAGCUAAUCUUACCGGUGUACGAAAUGGCAUCCCCAUAGGACCGCAGGCUGCUUCACCUUGGCUUUACGUCUACCCUCAAGGCUUCCGUGACUUGCUACUUUAUGUUAAGGAGAACUAUGGCAAUCCUACCGUCUACAUCACUGAAAAUGGCGUUGAUGAAUUCAACAAUAAGACCUUACCACUCCAAGAAGCCUUGAAGGAUGACGCUAGGAUAGAAUACUACCACAAGCACCUCCUUUCCCUGCUAAGUGCUAUAAGGGAUGGAGCAAACGUGAAGGGAUACUUUGCAUGGUCGCUGCUUGAUAACUUCGAGUGGUCGAACGGCUACACAGUUCGAUUUGGGAUAAACUUCGUAGAUUACAAUGACGGAAGGAAGAGAUACCCCAAGAACUCUGCCCAUUGGUUCAAGAAGUUCCUCCUGAAAUGAUAAAAAAGCACCAUUGCACUCAUUGCUUUUCUCAUUGAAUAAUAAAAGAGUAUAUGUUUUGCGUGAAUUUGGUACAAGAGAUGGAAGUAAUCCAGUUAAAUAAUAAAUCCCUCUCUUACUGCA
Molecule: messenger RNA, 1696 nt
Organism: Oryza sativa Japonica Group (Japanese rice)
Lineage: Eukaryota; Viridiplantae; Streptophyta; Magnoliopsida; Poales; Poaceae
Source: RefSeq, a predicted model, not a curated record